Ixodes scapularis (black-legged tick) is the source of this 2146-nucleotide messenger RNA. Its product is annotated as mitochondrial amidoxime reducing component 2. Lineage: Eukaryota; Metazoa; Arthropoda; Arachnida; Ixodida; Ixodidae. Gene Ontology annotation, molecular function: catalytic activity; molybdenum ion binding; pyridoxal phosphate binding. The record is from RefSeq and is a predicted model, not a curated record. The transcript is spliced from 8 exons. The coding region runs from base 364 to 1338 and encodes 324 amino acids.
GACAGAUUUAUUACUAAAUAAGGUGAUAUUCCCAAAGAUAUUUGUAUCCGUGUCAUAUUUGAGUCUUUACUGCUAAUUUUAAAGUUAAUUUUUACAGGAAUGGUGCGACGACGGGGUUGGGUAGUAUUAGUAGGGGACGCAGUCAGCGCAGUCGCGAUACGCGAGUUUCGGUUUUAAGGCCUCAUCAGCGCAAGCCUGCAAGUGUUCUAUACUUCUUCCACUGUGUUCUAUACUUCCUCCUUUGUGUUCUGUACUUCCUCUGCGCCUCACUGUUUCGUGUGCGAAAACGGAUGCAAUGGCAGUUGAUCCUUCAACAGAAGAGAUGACGAUAUUAUUGCAGAAAAAGUGUCCCAUCGUGAAAUCAUGGCACCUGGCACCGGUACUCAAGUGGGAGUGUUGGCACUGACGGCAACGUUUGUCGCUGGUACCGUCGGGGUGACCUACUGGUGGCUUAGGAACAGGUUCCUCAAGGUUGCCCAAGUCAAGAGCAUCGUGAUCUACCCAAUCAAAUCCAUCAUGGGUCUGGAGAUUCCGUAUGCAUACUGCAGUAUCGAAGGUCUUGUGUACGGUGCCAUUAAAGACAGGUCCAUGAUGCUGGCAGCGGGAGAGUGCGUCGUCUCCAUGCGAGAAGAGCCUUCUCUUGCCCUCAUUCAUCUGUCGCACGAGGGCGGCAAGUUGACGUUGACUGCAGACGCCAUGGAUCCGUUGAUCGUCGCCGCCGCCGCCGAUCCCGAUGCGCACACCAAGGCAUCCUUCACAGUGAAGGUGUGGAGCAACUACCACAAGGCGGUGGAAGUAUCGCCGCAGGCUUCGGCAUGGUUUAACCGGUACCUGAAGAGAGAGGACGUCCGUUUCCUACGGGUUCUGCGGGAUGACAGGAACAUUGCUUGUGGCGAGAACGGCUCCAUUCCGGUGGCUUUCCAAGACACCUCGGCCAUCCACAUGCUGUCGGUAGCGUCCCUGAAGGACUUCAAUUCAAAGCUGCCAGAAGGCAACGUCGAGUUCACGGAGCGCAACUUUCGCCCCAGUUUCCUCAUCGAGGGCUGUGAUGCCUAUGCCGAGGACCAUUGGAGCCGUGCCAGACUGGGAGAUGCGGAAAUAGCAUUUGUUAUGCGUUGUCCUAGGUGCAUUCUUACUACAGUUGACCCGAGCACUGGAACCAAGGCAGUGGAACCACUGAAAACACUCCGGACAUACCGGGUCGACAGGUCGGAGCUUGGGAAGGAAAAGUACAAGAUGUAUCCGUUGUUCGGGGUGUGCCAGUAUGUCACGAAGGACGGUAACGUCGGUGUGGGAGACGACAUAUACGCCGUUGCGUCCACGAGACCUCUUCUCUGAAACCUCAACGUUGUCAUCAAACCACUGCUGCUGUUUGUGCAACACGUUUUUGAAGAAAACAUAUUUUGGUUGACUACACACUCUGAAAUGAAUCCCAUGCAUCUUUAUGAUGUCUUUCUGUACUGCAGGCCAUAAUAAUCAAAGUGCCUUUUUUUUUUAAUCUGAGCGUCCCAUUUGCAAGCUCAUUUACCGUAAGCCAAGUUGCCAAUCUAAUUCAUGUGCCAACAAAUUUAGUUCAAGUCAUCAUAAGUUUUAUCCCAGUGCUGUUGAUCCGAAUCUAAGAGUUGCUCAAUUUAGUUUGUUGGUAUGGUGCGAGUAUACAAUGAUGGCGGCUAAUCUGUUAUAACUGUUUGAGACCUCUGAAGUGCUAAAAGUCAUAACAUGACAUUUUUGCUGUAUAUCCAUGGUUCAUAGAGUUCUUCCGUUGAAUUUUUACGGCAUUUUUAGACAAUUUUGCCAGUUUUCAAAUACGUAACUUUCAUUAAAAUCAUUUAGAGUGUUUCAGUUUAGCGGUAAUGGCUAUUACCAAUUUGAUUACUGAGAGAAUCGUGGGACUGUUACCGUCACUCUUAGGUUUUAGCUGAAUCUCUGGACAUUUCCCUGUUAAAUGAACAAACCGUAAAAACUUCCACAUCGGUCUCGAAGACGAUGAAGAAGGCAGGGGGAAAAAAAACGGGACACGAGCGAAUCGACUGACGAUUUUGCACGAGCAGCGGAGCAGCGGGACAGGCCGGCUCAAACCGUUUCGCCUGGCUUCGAUGUCCUUUUGCCUGUAAAUAUUGUAACUAAAGUUCGCUGUCGAUUUAAA